AGGGGCAUCUUGCCGCGCACCCGUGCAGGUAGGUAGGUCAUCUGUGUUACCAAAGGCUGUUUGAUUUAUCGGGUGCAUGUUCGAUGCAUGCAGCAUGGUCAUUACUCAGUAAUACUCCGUAGGCACACCAUGACGAGCGCCACCAUAGUCAAUGGCGUUCUCCGCGAGACAUGACGGGACGGACGGCUGACGGUGCACCGUGCAGGGAGUUCGCCGCCUCCCUGCUUCGGCGGAGAUCUUCACUCCCCCAGCAUGGGUUGACCUGGUAAUUCAACAGCUUGGUUCGUCGACUCAAUUUAGACAAGGCAGGACAAGAGGUUGCGUUGCAUUUUCUAGAAACAUACGAGAAGGUCAUGUGUCGAAAGGAAGGCUGGGCUUGCUUCAGUGGCUUGUCUGCAAGUACGUACUUUGCAACCAAGAGGGAUUACUCUCUGGGCCUUCAAUGUGCAUUCGUUUUUGUCUGUUCCUUUGCGAGUCCCGAUUCCCAGCGGCGCCAGCGGUUGCGUGAUAUGGCUGAAGUGGCGCAGCUCAUCAUCGUGCACCAACUGACAACGGGAGGAUUUCUGGGGCUUGGAAAUCCGAGAUUAGUAUCGCCUGCACCGGGCCGCGCCGUGGGGGAAUUGAUGGGGUGCGAUGUAAACUAUGGAUACGGCCGUCAGAUGGAUAUUUUGUUCGUUGGUGAUAGUGAGCGCGUCGGAGAGUUGGAGAGUCGGAGAUGCCUAGGGGUAGGGAGGGGGGGCAGCGAACAACAAAGUGGUCGACACCCACAAGACGCUGAUGAAGCAAGCGAUGAUUUACCUUCCCAUGCACAACCCAUUUCUCGAUCUACCAAGUAGGACGAGAUCAUCUCGCGGAGAACAGGGGGUACAAUGGGUUCGGUGUCCUUCAGCGGACAGAGCACACGACAACUGAUGUGAU
Messenger RNA from Sodiomyces alkalinus F11, 918 nucleotides. RefSeq lists its product as hypothetical. The transcript has a single exon. NCBI's taxonomy places the organism in Eukaryota, Fungi, Ascomycota, Sordariomycetes, Glomerellales, Plectosphaerellaceae. The record is from RefSeq and is a predicted model, not a curated record. The coding region runs from base 354 to 836 and encodes 160 amino acids.